CCCGUUUAAUUAUAUUAAAUAGCCUCUCAAGAAAUUACGGGUUUCUGCUGUUUGUGUAAAAUACACUCGUUACAAUAUGUCUUAGUUUUCGCUCUCCGAGUUCAGCGAUGCAAAUGCUCGGCUACCAAAGUAGGAGUCGGCAAGGACACGUCAGUGACGUCAUCUACCCGCGCCAAAGAAGAGUCAAGCCAUUUGAUCAUUUAUUUCAUAUCAUUAACCACUGUUUCGAGAGCGCAACAUCAUGCAGAGGUGAUGGGCAUUUUGUUACACAUCAGAGGGACAUUGCCUUACCUCAGAGGCUCCUCAGGGACGUGCAUUUAUAAAACAGUCCCUGGCGUGACUCGCACCUGCAGCACUCUGUUGACUGACAGCAGCAAGGAGGGGCUUGUCCUCUACUCCAAGUCCACCGACGUAUAUGAGAAUCUUUCCCUGGAGGAUUGGAUCGAGGCCAACGUGGACCUGCAGCAUCGCAACAUCUUGUUGCUUUGGCGCAACAAGCCAGCCGUGGUCAUCGGGCGACACCAGAAUCCAUGGAAGGAGUGCAACCUCUCGCUCAUGAGGCGUACCGGAAUAUGUCUCGCCCGCAGGCGAAGUGGUGGAGGCACGGUCUUCCACGACCUCGGGAACCUGAACUUGACCUUCUUUGCUUCUAAGAAGGGGUAUGACCGCCAGAGGAACCUGAAAGUCAUCACCGAAGCCCUUAGACAUCUGCGGCCCGGACUGGAGGUUGAAGCCACCAAGAGGUUCGACAUUUUACUCAAGGGGCACUACAAAAUCACAGGAAGUGCCUCAAGAAUCAGCCGGAAGUCGUCCUACCAUCAUUGCACUCUGCUGCACUCGGCCGACCACGCCGCUCUCUCCCCCGUCUUGCACUCCUCCUGCCAGGGUGUCCACAGCAACGCCACGCCCAGUGUGCCUUCGCCUGUGGCCAACCUGGUCGACUAUGAGCCCACAUUGACGUGGGAGCUGCUACUUGAGGCGUUGGCAGAGAAGUACAGUGCAGAGUUUGGCGGCAGCGCCGCAAUGAAUUUGGUGGAUCCCGCUGACGACUCUGCAUUUCCCGGUCUCCGCAGCAUGUUGGCAGAGCUGCAAGGAUGGGAAUGGGUCUUUGGAAGGACACCAAAGUUCAGCAUCCAAACACUUUUGAAAAUGACCGACGAUCUCUCAUCAGCCGGACGCGCAGUCCAGCUUUGUUUAGAAAUCAAGCACGGAGUGAUUGAGAGCUGUCGCUUAGACGUUCCCCCAGACUGGCUUCCGCAGCGUUUGAGCGGCGAGCUGAGCGACGUGCUGGAGGGAGAGCGAUUUUGUCCACAACGCACCGCCGCGGCUUUUGCGAUGCUGUUGCGUUGCGAGCGUGGCGAGAAGCAGAAGAAACUGCACAGACUUUGUGAUGCCAUAUUGGCAGUCAUGGGCUAAAAGAAAC
This is a messenger RNA of Hippocampus comes (tiger tail seahorse), 1423 nucleotides long. RefSeq names its product lipoyltransferase 1 (gene lipt1). Gene Ontology annotation, biological process: protein lipoylation. The transcript has 4 exons. Lineage: Eukaryota; Metazoa; Chordata; Actinopteri; Syngnathiformes; Syngnathidae. Gene Ontology annotation, molecular function: lipoyltransferase activity. The coding region runs from base 253 to 1416 and encodes 387 amino acids. The record is from RefSeq and is a predicted model, not a curated record. Gene Ontology annotation, cellular component: mitochondrion; cytoplasm.